Oncorhynchus gorbuscha (pink salmon) is the source of this 1059-nucleotide messenger RNA. RefSeq names its product cytoplasmic FMR1-interacting protein 1 homolog. Gene Ontology annotation, cellular component: synapse; SCAR complex; neuron projection. Bases 1 to 822 code for a protein of 273 amino acids. The transcript has 6 exons. Lineage: Eukaryota; Metazoa; Chordata; Actinopteri; Salmoniformes; Salmonidae. The record is from RefSeq and is a predicted model, not a curated record. Gene Ontology annotation, biological process: axon guidance; cell morphogenesis; regulation of translation. Gene Ontology annotation, molecular function: RNA 7-methylguanosine cap binding; small GTPase binding.
AUGACACAAUCUCUGACCAGCAGUUUGUCAGCAACACCUUGUUGGAAAAUACGAUGGCUGCUAAAAAAAGUCAAUUUAAACAAUCUUCUCUUUCACUCUCAGUCUCAGGAGGAGGUGUGUGACCUGCUACAUGCUGCACCAUUCCAGAACAUUCUUCCCAGGGUCCAUGUCAAGGAGGGUGAGCGUCUUGAUGCCAAGAUGAAACGUCUGGAGACUAAAUACACAGCCCUGCACCUGGUUCCUCUGAUAGAACGCCUGGGAACCCCACAGCAAAUAGCCAUUACCCGUGAAGGUGACCUGCUGACCAAAGAGCGUCUGUGCUGUGGCCUGUCCAUGUUCGAGGUCAUCCUGACUCGCGUCCGCGGUUUUCCUGGACCGACCCCAUCUGGCGUGGCCAUUGCCCAGCAAUCCGGCGUGAGGCACGUGGACCAGUGUGUGGAGUUUCCCGGCUGUGGAGCCAUGCAGUUUGUUUACUGCAUCCCUGUAGGAGCACACGAGUUCACCGUGGAGCAGUGUUUCGGGGACGGUCUCCACUGGGCUGGGUGUAUGAUCAUCUCCCUACUGGGUCAACAGAGACGCUUUGACAUCCUGGACUUCAGCUAUCACCUGCUGAAGGUGCAGAAACACGAUGGAAAGGAUGAGAUCAUCAAGAGUGUGCCUCUUAAAAAGAUGGUGGACAGAAUCCACAAGUUCCAGGUUCUGAACGAUGAGAUCUACGCCAUUCUGAACAAGUACCUGAAGUCAGGCGAUGGGGAAAAUAUGCCUGUGGAGCACGUCCGGUGUUUCCAGCCUCCUAUCCACCAAUCCCUGGCCAGCAACUGAGAUUGACCAUCCAAUAGCAUGAAUCAGCAAUACAUUUCCUAUAGCACCAUCCACUUGUGUUUAACAAAGAAUGCAUCUCAAACGUUUUAUAUAAGUGCACUACCUAGGGAAUAGGGUGCCUUUUUGGAGGCACUUAUGAAAUAUUCUUCCCCCUUUUAAACUAGAUGAUAGGAACUGUGGACCAUUUUCAGCAAGUUGAAAUCAUGAAAAACAGAAAUAAACGAGGUCUAAAUCAUG